Messenger RNA from Trypanosoma rangeli, 613 nucleotides. Its product is annotated as sialidase precursor. The annotation marks the transcript as partial. Gene Ontology annotation, molecular function: exo-alpha-sialidase activity. The transcript has a single exon. The record is from RefSeq and is a predicted model, not a curated record. NCBI's taxonomy places the organism in Eukaryota, Euglenozoa, Kinetoplastea, Trypanosomatida, Trypanosomatidae.
CGUGUACCGCUGCGUCAACGCAAACGUGACCAAUGCGGAGCGGGUUCCCAACGGUUUGAAGUUCAAUGGGGUCGGUGGAGGGGCGGUUUGGCCGGUGGCUCGGCAGGGGCAGACCCGACGGUACCAGUUCGCAAACUACCGGUUCACGUUGGUGGCGACGGUAACGAUUGACGCGCUUCCGAAGGACGCGAGCCCUGUGCUGGGGGCGGGCCUGGAAGGCCCCGGCGACACCAAACUCCUGGGGCUGUCGUACGACAAGAAUCGCCAGUGGCAGCCACUGUACGGAGCAGCGCCGGUGUCGCCGACAGGAUCGUGGGAACUGCACAAGAAGUACCACGUGGUUCUCACGAUGGCGGACAGGCAGGGCUCUGUGUACGUUGAUGGCCAGUCUCUGGCGGGUUCGGGGAAUACCAUCGUGCGGGGCGCGACAUUGCCCGACAUCUCCCACUUCUACAUUGGCGGGCCUCAGAGUAAUGGUGCACCCACGGACAGCCGUGUGACGGUGACGAACGUUCUUCUUUACAACCGUCGGCUGAGCGCCGGCGAAAUCAGGACCCUGUUCUUGAGCCAAGACAUGAUUGGCACGGAUGGUGACGCUGGUAAUGCCGCUUAG